Molecule: messenger RNA, 1249 nt
Organism: Leptopilina heterotoma
Lineage: Eukaryota; Metazoa; Arthropoda; Insecta; Hymenoptera; Figitidae
Product: chymotrypsin-like protease CTRL-1
Exons: 7
Coding region: 23-1102 (359 amino acids)
Biological process (GO): proteolysis
Molecular function (GO): serine-type endopeptidase activity
Source: RefSeq, a predicted model, not a curated record
AUUUCUUGUAAUAAUUACAAAAAUGAAAGUUUCUGUAAUUUUAUACUUAUUGAAACUGAAAGUACUUAUACUUUUGGUACAUUCUUGCAAAGGACAAUUUUGGCCAGAAUAUAAUUCUUUCAAUGAAACAGGAAUCGAUCGUGUUUUUUCUUGUUCAACAAAUAAAAAGUGUAUUAAACUGCACAAUUGUCCAGAAUUAUUGAAUUUGAUGCAACAACAAGCACUUCCAGUUUCCAGAUUACGAUCCUCAAUUUGUGGAUACACUGAAUCAAGCCUCAAAGUAUGUUGUGAUCCACUUGCACGUUCCGUUGAUGCAAUUUCUGAUCCGGAAUCAUCUCCAUAUCCGGUCUGGAAUCUUCAAUGUGGGCAGACUUUAAUUAAAAGCAAUGUAGAAACUUUAGGAAGUUAUCCAUUCGUCGUUCUCGUUAGUUUCGUCAAUAAUGCAAACAGAGCCGUAAUUUAUCCCUGUCUUGGUACAAUAAUAAAUGAAAGAAGCAUUCUGACAACAGCAACUUGUGCAUUAGCAAAUUAUGGAAAUUUCCAACUGCACUCGGUGGUGGUUGGGGAUUUCGACAUUUCAAUGGAUCCUGAUUGCAAUGCAUUAUUUUGUAGCCACAAGGCUCGACAUUAUCCAAUUUCGUACGUUAUUAAAUAUCCGAGCUUUGAAUCAACAACUUACACAAAUAAUAUUGCUCUUUUACGUCUAACGACUUCUAUCGAAUUUACUGUGACAGCACAACCGAUAUGUCUUCCACCUGCCGAAUUCAUUGUCAGGGAAGGAAAAUUAGGCACCGUCGUUGGAUGGGAAAAAUUGUCUUUCCAAAGAGAUAUGUCUUCAACUCAGCAAAUAUUGAGAAUGAAAUUAAUGCCUUUGGAAGAGUGUUCACAAUAUACAAAACGUGGAUUAUCAGUUGAACUCUGUGCGAGGGGAGAAGAGCCAUGUUCCGGUUUCAGUGGUGCUCCAUUUUUCAGCCGUGAAGGCGAUAAUUAUUUUCUGAUUGGUAUUGUAUCCCACGGAUCAGAUUGUGAGGAUCAAACAAGUGAUCCUACAGUCUUUGUUGACGUUCAAAAAUAUACUGAUUGGAUUAGAAACAACUUUUAAAAAAAUAAGUCUUCUAAACUGAUUUUGAACAAAAAAAAUAAUAUGUAAUAAUAAUCCAAACAACCGAAACAUCAAAAUAAAAUAAUAAGUUUAAAGUAAGUGAAAUUAAUACUGGAGGAUUAAUUAACAUCGAAUAUUUAGAUUAUA